This is a messenger RNA of Ceratina calcarata, 5800 nucleotides long. It is a transcript of the gene cnn, whose product is annotated as phosphodiesterase 4D interacting protein centrosomin. The coding region runs from base 974 to 5179 and encodes 1401 amino acids. Gene Ontology annotation, molecular function: gamma-tubulin binding; microtubule binding. Gene Ontology annotation, biological process: microtubule bundle formation; chromosome segregation; centriole replication. NCBI's taxonomy places the organism in Eukaryota, Metazoa, Arthropoda, Insecta, Hymenoptera, Apidae. The transcript has 15 exons. Gene Ontology annotation, cellular component: microtubule plus-end; pericentriolar material; mitotic spindle pole. The record is from RefSeq and is a predicted model, not a curated record.
UCAGUCGCGUUCAAUCUGUCGCUAGAGUAGGGUCCGUGCUGAUAUCCACGCGGUCUCGUUUCGUCGAAAGUGCACGCGUUAUCGAUAAAGGCAACGCCUGAACGGAGCAAGCGAGCUUAAAGUAGCAGUGCGGGAUUUGGGAAGAAACGAUUUCUCAAGUUAGACGUUCGUCUUCCGUCGAGAGAUAGAGUGUGAUUUCGUUCGUCAACGCGAUGGAAGACGAUAGACGCCCGGCAAGAAAGCUACUAUUACUUUUCUCAAAGAGGACUGUGCUAAAAUACAAACUGCUGAUUCAGUGACACAGCGUCGUUUUUCUGAACUCGACUUUUUGUGUCAGACUGUGUUUUCGUCGCUAUUUUGCCUCAGCUGCAAAUCGGACGACUCUUGGGUUGGGACAGGAGUGUCUUGUGGAAACAAAGAAAACGUGCGUUUAAAUAAACGCGUACCGUGGACAAUCAUCCGUAAUUUCGUUUUGGGGUGAACGAGAGUUAUCUCCGCAUUGAUCCAGGGGCAUAUAGGUCGCCGCGGUAACACAGUUUCGUCCGAGGAAAAACAGACUUUUCGACCGUCCACUAGGUCACGGCACCGGGCCGAGACGCGGACGAUCGUCGUUUCCAAAAACAGUGAACUCCAGAUUUCCUGUUUUCUAAUAAGACUGACUGAAAUGACACUGAUCGGUGCCGAUCGCGUUGAUAUGCUCCUCUGAGAGCCCGAGUACAUUGACACCGUGUGCCAAAUAAACGUGCCAAAGCUGUUCAUUCAAAGUACAACUUGCUGUAGUAUUAUCUCAUAGGACUAUUAUUAUUACUAACGUUAUUAUCGUUUAUUGUUGUUACCGUUGUUGUUAUAGUUUUAUCGAUAAGUUCGUUUUGUAUAUAAACGCGCGGGAUUGCCUGUCUAUCCCUCCGAUCGAGGACCAUUCGAUUCGUUUCUUUUUAUAUUCACACGGAAAUUAUUCUCGUGCGUUAUACCAAUGAGGAACAAUUACCGCAACAUGUUUUUCGCCGGCUACGGAUAUUCCAAUCAAAGCCAAAACAGUCCACCCUCGCCGACCAGAUCCAGCGUCUGGGGUAGCAUUUACAGCCCGUUCCGAAAUACAAACAUGUCGCUGCAGGACAUUACAAUGGCUACCCCAUUACUAUUAAACGGUACAAAUGUAAGAUCGCCUGGGAAGACCUCUCCGACGGGGUUGAUUGGAAACAGAGACGGGGCAGGGAUCGGUAGGACCAUGAAGGAAUACGAGGAUCAAUUAGAGGCGCUCAAGAAGGAGAACUUCAAUCUUAAAUUGAGAAUUUAUUUUCUCGAAGAGCGGAUGGGAAUCACAUCCGCGGAUGAAAAUGCGAUAAAGAAAAACAUUGAAUUAAAGGUUGAAAUCGAAUCGUUGAGGAAAGAGUUGGUUGAGAAGCAGGAGCUUCUCAGUCAGGCAGCCAAGGCGUUCGAAUUAAUUGAAGAACAGAAAGAAACUUCUUCGCGGAAUCAAGCUCAGUACCAACAAUCGCUUGAGAGUGAAAGGGAAAAGAUUAGGAAACUCGAAAAAGAAUUAGCGGAAUACCAGGAAAAGGUAAAUGAUGCAUCCAUCUACUAUAAGGAAGCUUUCGGCAUUACGCCGGAAAAGGCGCUGGAGAACGAGGAGAAACUGCAUCAAAUGGAAGAACUCGUAGCAUCACUAGAAGCCGAGGUGAAACAGGUGACGAGUAGCUUGGACGAGGAACGGAUUUGGGCGCAAGAACUCGAGAGUGAGCGUGAUGAAUUCAGGGAACGUUUAGAGGCUGAGACACGUUUGAGGGAGAAUUUGGACGCGGAGAGGCUGCAAGACAUUGAAGCGUUGCGGGACAAAGUAAAAGAGCUGGAGGAACAGAUGCUGAAAAGGGACACCGUCAUCCAGCAGUGUAGAAACGAGCUACUCGAGAAAGAAAGGGUCAUUAAGGAAAAAAAUACGCAGCUGGAUGAGAAGUGUCGCAUGUACGAGGAGGUAAACGCGGUCUCGGAAAAAAGGAAAAAGCAAGUCGAUCAGUUGAGGACGUCUAUAAAAACCAGGGACGAUGCCCUCACGGAUCUGAACAACAAACACCGUGCCUUGCUCUCUCAGUUCGAAAACGGUUAUGGUAGAAGGUCACCCCCGACCAGUCCAUCAGGUACGAAUCCAAUAGAAGAUCCCUUGCAGGCAAGAAUGGGUCAAAAGUUAUCUUGCACGUCAAGAAGAGGUAACAGUAGUCUCGAUUGGGAACCAAAUCGAGAAAGGUCAACAAGAGUGAAGUCGCCGAUACGAACUCUCACCGGAGAACCGAAGGACGUGCGAGAUUUAGUCAGGGAACUGGAGGAAAAGGACAACGAAGUGAAACGUCAAGAGGAAGCGAGAAAGCAAUUGGUAUUAAAAUUGUGCAACAUGCAGAAGCACGCGGAGACGACGGAUUACAAGUUGAAAAAACUGGAGGGUGAACACGAGAAGGCGAUCAAGACGAUUCAAGGUUUCAUGGAGAGGCAGCAACAGCUAGAGAGCACGAAGUUGAGGAAGGAGCAGAAGAUCAUGGAGCUGGAAAUCGAACUGAACAGGCUGCGGGAGUGCGAGAGCAUGAAGUCGGGGAGGGACGGGCACAAUCAGUUCGUUCGACGAGACUUCAGCACCGAUAUGACGGACGACCCAGAGCGUGAUCCCAACAAUCAGCAACGAUUCGACGAAAUGGAAGCCAAAAUUAACGAUCUGCGAGACCAAGUAGAGGCCAUCAAGGCUGAGAAGACUCGCUUGGAGAAGCAGAUUGAAGUCGAAUCGGAGGAACUGCAAGGGCGACUUCAGGAGAGGGAACAGAAAAUAGAAGUGUUGGAAAUCGAGAAGCAGACAAUAAAGGAGCAGCUCCAGGACAAGAUGAAGGAGCUGGACGAAUUGAAGGAAACCGCGAAAAACGAAGUCGAGGAUUCUACUUGCCGGGAGGACCUCCUCCGUGAGAUACAGAAUCGUGACGCGGAGAUCGAAGAGAAGAAUCGUAAGAUCGAGCAGCUGUCGAAGGAGUUGCAAGUGAAGACACAGAACCUGCAGAAGCUGGUGAAUACGGAGCUGUGGAGCAAAAACAAGGAGAUCGCGAAGCUGCACAAUCACAUGACCGCUGCCUCUCACUGUCACGAAAGGAGCCGAAACAAGUCGGACGUGAUGCAAGAAAGCGCGAGCGCGCAGCUAUCGAGCCUGAUCAAAGAGCUGAACGACAUUGGCAUCAAGGUGAUGUUUACUAAUGAGGUGAUCCAACUGAACUACGUCGACGGGAACGAGCCCAUAGACGUAAAAACGAUGACGGGCUAUGUACAGAAGCUGGUGGCGCAGAAAAAUGACCUCGAGAAGGAAGUCGAUUACCUAAAGUGGCUGAAGCUCGUCUCGAAACCAGACAUCGCGACGGAGAUUGAUGGAUAUGGUGAUGACCAAACGGAAAAAGCUAAGAAGUACUGCGAGCUGUUGCGCACGCAUUUGAAGGAUUUGGUGAAAUUCAUGAAGGAGAUGCUGAAGAACGUGGACUACGCGGACACCAUCGGUAACGAACGCAGGAAGAUCGUGUUCGACGUUCUGAUGAGCUCGAAGAUACUGUCCGACGAUUUCGUAAACGCGCUCGAAGGGAUUUCGAUGAACGACUUGGCGUUUAUGACCGACGAGAUCAACGCGAGAUCUAUGAACAGUUCGGUGAAGAAGAGCCGGUCUGACAAUCUGCUCGGCGGCGCGAUAAAUCAAGGGUCCACGCAAUCCGACUCGGAGGCGUUCUCCGAACCGGAUAGAACCGUUUCGAUGGCUAGAAUCGGACUACAGGAGACGCAACAGAAAUCUCUGAACCGAGCCAGAUUUUCCAAGUACACUAAAACGUUCACGGAUUCCGAAGAUUCGCUGGAAUAUGUGCCUUAUCAUAAAACUUAUCAAAACGACCUGAACGAUUCUGAGGCUAAUCAUCAGAUACAGGAGAUCAAGGAAACGAACGCUCUCCUGUACACGGAGCUCAGUGCCCUUAGAAACGAGUUGACGGCUAAAAUUUCCAUCGAUUGCACGUUAGACGAGAAAAUAACGCCGUUGAUUGUUAAACUGGAAAAAUCGCAGAAAUUCUGCGAGAGGUUGCAAUCAGCCUUAGAUAGAAGAGUACACGAAGUCCACGCGUUGAAGAAAGAAAAUAAACAAAACUGUGCACGUAGAAUGCAGUUGGAGAAGAAACUGGCCGACUUAGAGAACAUGGCAACGGAGAUGAAUAAGCAAAAGGCUGACUUGGCGCAUUACAAGGAAGACGCUGAAAGAAAAACUGCUGAAAUGCUAAUAACGCUCAACAGAGAAAAUGAUACGUUGCGAACGCGAAUUAAGAAACUGGAAGACGAAAACGAGGCCGCGAAAGCAAACAUAUCGACGUUAACGAAAGAGCUCGACCACCUGACUCUUUCGCACAGCCAAAUCCUCGUGGAGAACACGAAAUUAACGAAUGAUAAAUUGCGUUUGGAGCAAGAAAUAAGGAAAACGGAGAGCAGAUGCGAUAUAACUGUUCGCUCCAUGCACGAUAAAUUCAACAAAGAGAUAUCAGAUUUGAAUCAAAUCAACGAGUCGCAAAGAGCAAGGCUACAGGAAUUAGAGGUGAUGAACAAAGAACUUCGAAGGCAUGUUGCGAUUUGCGAAGCAAGCGAUUCAGCGCCAAGUUCCAGUGGUGUUUCCUCGAUACCAGCUGAUACUUUGCUGAAGCAAACUUGCGAGGAUAUUAUGCAAGAAUAUCAGGCAUACAAUAAUUUACAGUACUGGGUGCCAAUAAGUUACUCAACGCUCGGUGGACGCAGUAAAUCAAGUUGUUCGCCAGAUUUAGGAAUCGAGAGUGAUGCAGCUGUUUCUACUUUGAGGCCAUUGAAAGAUACUUUGAAAAUUACUGAAUCCAUGACUAAUUUGUUGAGCGACGAAGAUGCUAACAAUGGUAAUAGGCCAGUUCGAGAGGUCGACAGCGAAAGUCCGUUGCCGAUAGAAGGUCUCGAUGAAGUGGAAGCUUUGAAACAGGAGAACGAAACGUUAAAGAGAAGAUUGAUGAAAACAAGAAGGGCAUUGGAAGAUACGUUCCAACAUCUUUCAGCGUCGAAUAAGAACAAGAAGAACGUCGAGAAGGCGAUAACAAAACAAUUACAGAUCACCAAGAGUAUAUUGAAGAAAACUAGGACGUAUGAGGAACCGUUGGACAACUGAUGGUGUUGAUGGAAAUCUCGAACAGAAUGCCAUCGUGUACGGGGAAGAGAAACAAAAUAUAAAGUUGCUGUCCGUUUCAGAUUUUUAAAAGCUGACAUUAUCAUUUAUAUUUUUAUAAUCUCUUCUUUACUAUAUUUCUGUCUUUUACACGCUGUUUGAUUGAUUUUAAAUCUCGAACAAUUGUUGAUAAACUAAAAGCUAUAUUUUUACAAAUUGAUGAUGAACCGACAGCGGCGCUUGUUGCAUCUUGUAAAAACUGUCAAAAAGUAUUUUCAUACAUCUCACGAAACAUUGUACGAAGAGAGCAAGAAAUUAAUAUAGACACAAAGAUGAAAAGAAAGAAAGCUUCGUUGAAUGAAACGGAGAUGAACAUGUGAAUUUUGUACAUAAUUGUGUAUGUGUAUUAGAGUUCUUUUGUAGAUUGUUUAUUUUCUCUCUCUCUCUCUCUCUUUCUCUCCAAAGGUUAUUGCAACCUUGUCAUCGAAUCGAAAACUGUCCAUUUUAUCGUACUUCGUUCUCUCGACGAUCAGAAAUUCGCGCGCGUGUACAUAUAAACACCGAGAAUAUCAUCACACAGCAUCUGUACAUAGUCUUCGCAAAUAAAGUGCCAUUGAUAUUUCA